AUGUAUACACAAAUAUUCAAGGAAAUUCUCCUUGAUAUGGAUCAUGGUCAACAAGCCAUUAAAGAUUUGGUCACCUUCUGCCAAGAAAAAUAUAAAGGUAAUAAAACAGAACUCAAUGUUAUCGAUGAAUUUCAGCGUACUUAUCGUCCAUCAAAGGCCAUUUGGUGGUAUACACGCCAAUGUUUUACAUACAACAUGCUUAAUCGAGCAUUACGAACGCUCGAUGGUGAUAUUAUUAUCCGAAUGGGAUUUUAUUUAUGUGAUGUCCAUCGACAAAUUGAAGAUUUACAUAGCAAACAAAUCAAUAAAUAUCAUGGUAAGACACUUUUACUUUAUCGGGGGCAGGGAUUAUUGACGGCAGAUUUCGAAAAAAUCGCUAAAAACAAAGGUGGACUUAUUUCGUUUAAUAACUUUUUAUCUACCAGUAAAAAUCGAAAAAUCUCUCUCGAAUUCGCCAAGGACGCCUUAGAAACAACCGCUAUGGUUGGUGUUCUUUUCCAAAUGACUAUCGAUCCCACAGAGUCAUCAACUCCAUUUGCUUCGAUUCGAGAGCUGAGUGAGUUCGCACAAGAAGAUGAAAUUCUCUUCUCCAUGCACACAGUUUUUCGAAUUGGUGAAGUUCGAAAAAUUGAGAAGAAAAGUCCACUUUAUGAAGUGGAUCUCAACCUUACAGCAGAUGAUGACCAACAACUCCGUCAAUUAACCGAUCGUAUAGCAGAAGAGAUCGAUGGCACCGGGUGGUAUCGAUUGGGUAAAUUGCUGCUCCAAAUAGGUCAAUUUGACAAGGCCGAAGAAUUAUAUACCACAUUACUAGAACAGGCAUCGGAUGACAGCGAUAAAGCAUAUAUCUAUCACGAGUUAGGUAGAGUGAAAGGACGACAGGGUCAAUAUGAAAAACAGAUUACGUUUUAUGAGAAAGCACUUGAAAUCGACCGAAAAACUCUCCCAGAAGAUCAUCCUUCAUUGGCUAAUACCUACAACAACAUCGGUGCAGCAUAUAACUACUUGGGUGAAUACCCGAAAGCACUUGAAUUUUACGAAAAAACAAUUAAAAUAGAAGAAAAGGUCUUAUCUCCGAAUGACCCUAAUUUGGCUACUUCCUACAACAACAUCGGUGCAGUAUAUAACGCCAUGGGUGACUACUCGAAAGCGCUGGAAUUUUACGAAAAAGCACAUAAAAUAAGAGAAAAAGCUCUGCCUCCGAAUCAUCCCGAUUUGGCUUCUUCUUACUCCUUUAUCGGUGGAGUCUACAACACCAUGGGUGAUUACUCGAAAGCACUUGAAUUUUACGAAAAAGCACUUAAAAUAAGAGAAAAAGCUCUGCCUCCGAAUCAUCCCGAUAUGGCUCAAUCCUACAACACUACCGGUUCAGUGUAUAACGACAUGGGUGAUUAUCCAAAAGCACUUGAAUUUCACAAGAAAUCCCUUGAAAUAAUACAAACAUCUCUACCUCCGAAUCAUCCUCAUUUGGCUUAUCCAUACAGCUGGUUUGGAAAGAUUUAUCGCAGUAUGAAAGAUUAUCCAAGAGCACUUGAGAAUUUCGAAAAGUGUCUCUCAAUACGUCAAAAAGCUUUACCUGAAAAUCAUCCGGAUCAGGCUUUUGCAUAUAGUAAUAUUGGUGAUGUU
Molecule: messenger RNA, 1626 nt
Organism: Rotaria sp. Silwood1
Lineage: Eukaryota; Metazoa; Rotifera; Eurotatoria; Philodinida; Philodinidae
Source: the annotation of a GenBank genome assembly